UUGGUUCUUUUAGAGCAACAAAUUUUUUUGGAGCAACGUGACUUCCUUAAGUCGAAGGACAUCAGGCUAGGACGACAGUUUCUAAUACUCCUUGCGAAUGGAGGGGUCUUCGCUACACAGUUUUUUGCGAUCAAAAAAAUGGUCGAAGUUGGCUAUCCUGGUUUGUCCACAGGUGGAAUAGCAUGGUUUAAGGAUUUAACAGCCACAGACCCAUAUUAUGCUCUGCCUCUGAUCAGUGCUGCAACGAUGGCUUUGGUUACACGUGUCGGUAUUGAAGUGGGCACUACUGCAGAUCAAAUGACACCUACAAUGCGAUUAGGAAUGCAGUAUGGAGUGCCUUUGCUGAUUCUCGUUGUUAGCUCGCAGUUUUCAACGGGUAUUUGUGUGUAUUGGUGUGCGUCAAAUAUGAUAUCUCUUCUCUACGCUGGAGCUUUUACAGUGCCAGCAAUCCGUAAAUUAUUUAACAUUCCACCGUUGGUCCAAUCACCUAAAGAAAAUCAGAAAAAGAACUCAUUCAGAGAGGCUAUAGCAACUUAUAAAGCAAACAAAAGGAUUCCUCCAACAAUAGCUCAACUCAAGGAACAAGACGCGAUGCAGUUCAAAAAGGCUGGUCGUGGCAAGCCGAUCAUCAAAAGCUCUUAG
Molecule: messenger RNA, 642 nt
Organism: Angiostrongylus costaricensis
Lineage: Eukaryota; Metazoa; Nematoda; Chromadorea; Rhabditida; Metastrongylidae
Source: the annotation of a GenBank genome assembly